This is a messenger RNA of Penicillium nucicola, 672 nucleotides long. RefSeq lists its product as uncharacterized. Bases 1 to 672 code for a protein of 223 amino acids. Lineage: Eukaryota; Fungi; Ascomycota; Eurotiomycetes; Eurotiales; Aspergillaceae. The record is from RefSeq and is a predicted model, not a curated record. The transcript has 2 exons.
AUGGAAACGAGCAACCACACUUCCGCCAGCCAGCGUGCGCUGGCUACCAUCGAGAUCCUCUCGAUCAUCUUAUUCUCCUUUACGCCUGACCAGCAUCGCCCAGUGGGCGAGCAAGUCUCCACUCGAGGACGAAGUCCCUUGCUGAGUUGCACUCUCGUCAACAGAACCUGGUAUUCUGAAGCAAUCCGAGCUCUAUGGUUUGAGCCCACUGCAUGGUCAAGGCAUGCACUGGCUCGAAUCUUUGACUGGAUUCCUGUACGUCGCCGACAGAUGUUUGCAGAUAAUAUACGAAAGGCAACUAUCCUUACUGUCGUCCGCAUCGGUAUGACCAAACACUUCGAUGGGGCUGAUUUACACAGACUUCAGUCUCUGACGCUGUUGAUUCACACACCUGCGCACAUUGCUAUAUCGAUCCCCCUUCUCGCAAGUCCUUCUGUCAGACAUUUGUCAAUUGGAUCUAAGGAAGGGUAUUUUGACCAAAACCAAAAAAUGGUGAUGGAGAUGUGGCUCAGACUUUUCAAGAGCAUUGCAGAGCUUUUCCCCAACCUGGAAAGCCUUUAUUUUCAAGACCGAGUUUUUAAAGACCUCAGGGUUCUGGUCAAGCUCAAGCAGGACCUGGGAUUGAAAUCCUUGAAGCAAAAGGCAUGGAAUGCACCAACCGUUGAUGUUUGA